AUGCUGCGCUCGCUGGAUGGCUUCGGUUGGCAGGCGGCCCGCAAACGCCUCCGCGCGGCACCAGACGUGCGCGAGGAACUGGCUGCAGCCUUCCAAAGGGAAGAUGAGCUGCAGGAAGAAGUGCAACCAGAGUUUUCGGCGCCACCGUCCAAGCAACUUGAAAACAUGGAGAUGAAAUGCAACAGGCUGCGCGCCGAGGGCUGCUUCCUUGCUCAAAACGAGCGUUAUGCGGAGGCCUUGCAGCACUGGGAAGAAGCCUUGCUCUUCACCGAAGACGUUUGUGAGCGAGCUCCUGUGCUCGAGCAGAUGGCUCAGGUGUUACUGAUUCUCGAUCGGUCUUUUGACGCAAUCAGGACCGCAGAACAGGCUGUAGAAAGCCGGCCUUUGUGGUAUGCUGGCCAUCUGACUUUGGGCCGCGCCUUGCUGAAUUUUGGCGAGCUGGAGAGGGCCGUGGAGUGCCUUCGUCGAUCCGCAGCCUUGCUUGAAGAGGCAUCCGCUAACGCCCCCAGCAUGGACGGGGAGGAACUUGCAGAGGUCCGCCUGGAGCUUGCAGAAGCUGAAAAGCUGUACAGGGAGGUGAGAGACCGUGCAAGCACCACUUCGGACCAGGUCAUCAUCAACGGCCGCGUGGUCGAGUCCCAUUUUUGGGAGUGCAGCCUGCCUGUGCUUAAGGGGCUGCACGACGAGCGCGCGUUCCAGCAGGAUGUCAUGCAGUUCGAAGUGAGAAUGAAGGCUUGUCCAAUUGACGUGCAGUUCAGCUUCCGUGCCGAUCAGCCUGGAAGACAUACGCACCAGGGCAAGAAGCUGCACAGCAUGCAAACGCAUUUGGUUGAAGCCGAAGAAGCACAAAGCCGUGCUGACAAGCUGCUGGACACAAGCCUGGUCAUCAGCGUGCUCAGCGCCUGGUACAGAGAGAACCGGCUUGAGAAGUUCUACACCGGCAAAGUGGUACAAACUCUCUUCAAGAGCUUUGCCCGGGAUCUAGAGGAGGUGACUGCCGCCAUGUACCGCCAUGUAGGCUUCUUGCAAGAGGUGGUUGGCGUGUUGGAGGCUUGCGCUCCAAAACUUUCCAAAGAGGUCCUCCAGCUGCUUGGUGACAGCUCGGAGAGCGAGGAUGGCUCCCCCUCCAGGAUCUCGGGAAGAAAGCGUCCACGAGCGGAAGAGUGCCGACCAUGUCAAACCGAGGAUGCGGCUCGCACGGGUGGGAUGAGGCCAUCCUGGCAACCGCAGCGCGAAGGUCUGCAUUCAGGAGUUUGGCUGAAGCUAGAGAUCUGGGCCAAAGGACGUCUCGCAUCUUCUAGCAAGGUAGUGCCUGAAGCCACAGCUGCUGUUUCUGCGGCAAUGCGCACAGGCGAAGCCAUGGCAGUGGCCCCUGGUCGUGCAGCCCUGUCACUUGUCAUGUCUGGAGCUACGAUCAUGCCACACUGUGGACCUACCAAUCAUCGCUUGAGGCUACACAUGCCUUUACUGCUUCCGGGCGGGCUGCGGCGGAUGUCCGGCCUGACUGUGGCUGGAGAGGCUCGUGAUUGGGAGCUGCACAGGUGUCUGAUCUUCGAUGACAGCUUCGAACAUCAGAUACAGUUGCCUGCAGCAUCCGAGGCGGAGCCUGGCUUGUCAGGGGAAGCAAGAGUCGUGCUGCUGCUGGACCUGUGGCAUCCAGAUGCGGGUGAGACUCUAAGGACAGACAAGCGACGCUGUUGCAGCGAAAAAGGGGCCGCAGCUUUCGGUCUAACUUCACUUUAA
This is a messenger RNA of Symbiodinium pilosum, 1743 nucleotides long. The record is from the annotation of a GenBank genome assembly. Lineage: Eukaryota; Dinophyceae; Suessiales; Symbiodiniaceae.